UAACAGGACAAGAAAUCCUUAAUGUCCGUUCAAAAUUUCCAUCAUCUGACAUCACCGUUCCUUGUAGAAAUCAUCCUUGGAAGACGCAUACAGGGUAUUUUGUACCCAUCCAAUAUGUCUUUCUACCUAAAUUAUUCAGAGCUUAUUACAGAGCAAAGUAUUCUGAACAGCUGCCUCUCGACAAAACAAAGUGAAUAGGUAAAUGUUUUGAAUCAUUAACUUAGCAUGACCAUAACCUGGCAUGGCAGCUGACAUGUUCUGGAUAAAAGUUUUAUGAAAUAUUUAAAGGGGAAAAACAAGAAAAAAAUAUAUAAAAGAGGUGAAAAGGUGAGCCUACGUUGUUCCUAACGGAAAGACAAUGGGAACAACAGGAGUUCCAUCCAAAGCUCCCCACGCAGAAACCAAUGUUAUAUUCCUCAAUGAAGAGCCAUACUUGCUUCUAUAUAAGAUUCUCCCUUUCGGGAGAAUCGAAUUUAAGUAACCGAAUCAAUGAUGGGAUUCCCAGGAGAUGAGGAAGCAGCAGCCGAAGUACCUGUGAGAUCUUCACUUUUCAGGUACAACUCACCCUUCGUCCAGGUCAGCUUAAUAGGUCUAGUAUGUUUCUGUUGUCCUGGCAUGUUCAAUGCCCUUUCUGGCAUGGGAGGUGGUGGCCAGGUCGACCCUACGGCAGCAAAUAACGCCAACACAGCUCUGUACACCACCUUUUCCGUCUUUGGAAUCCUUGGUGGUGGCAUCUACAACAUCUUUGGACCCAGGAUUACCCUUGCCGUAGGCUGCUCCACGUAUGUCCUUUAUGCGGGCUCUUUCCUUUACUACAAUCACCAUCACGACCAGACUUUUCCAAUUAUCGCCGGCGGUUUGCUUGGCGUCGGUGCAGGCCUUCUUUGGGCUGGACAAGGUGCUAUCAUGACUUCCUAUCCCACCCCUGACCGUAAAGGCACCUAUAUUUCUCUCUUCUGGACUAUUUUUAAUUUGGGUGGUGUUAUGGGUGGACUCAUACCUUUCAUCCUGAACUACCACCGUGAAAAUUCCGAAUCUGUCAAUGACAAGACGUAUAUUACCUUCAUGUGUUUCAUGUCAGCUGGUGCGCUCAUCUCAUCUGCAAUUUUAUCCCCCGAUCGUGUUGUCAGAGAUGAUGGUACUCGCUGCACCAACAUCAAAUAUUCAAAUGUUUACAUAGAGGCUUUUGAGAUCGUUAAGCUCUUUCGUAAUUGGAAGCUGCGUCUCAUCAUCCCAGCUGCCUGGGCUAGCAACUUCUUCUACACCUACCAGUUCAAUAACUUUAACGGUUUGAAGUUUAAUCUGAGAACAAGAGGAUUGAACAAUGUCUUUUAUUGGGGGGCUCAAAUGAUAGGUUCAGUUGGAAUUGGAUAUGUUUUGGACUUCAGUUUCAAGAGCAGAAGAACAAGAGGUUUGGUUGGGAUUGGAGUUGUUGCUGUGCUUGGGACUGCAAUUUGGGGUGGUGGGCUUGCCAGCCAGUUAAAUUAUUCUUUUCACAAGCUUCCCAAGCGGUUGGACUUCAAAAACUCAGGAAACGAUUUUGCUGGACCAUUCGUAUUAUAUUUUUGCUAUGGAUUAUUGGAUGCCAUGUUUCAAAGUUUGGUUUAUUGGGUGAUUGGAGCAUUAGCUGAUAACUCAGAGACCCUCAGCAGAUAUGCCGGUUUCUACAAAGGAGCGCAGAGUGCAGGAGCUGCAGUUGCCUGGCAAGUUGACAAACACAAGGUUCCCUUGCUCAACCAGCUGAUUAUCAAUUGGGCUCUUACCACUUUGAGUUAUCCAUUGCUGGGGCUCCUUGUUUAUUUGGCAGUAAAGGAUGACAGUAAGUCUGCAGAGGAUGCUGAGACUGCUUCCGGAUUCCCUCCCCCUGCUUCAAUCAAAGAUGGUUACGAAGAAGUUGGCAAGUCUACUCCUGCUGCAGAAAGGGAUGCUUCUCAAGUACCUGGCAAGUCUACCUGACAAAUUUUUUUAUCCCCUUUCAAAGUUCUUGUUCAUCUAGUGCAAAAUAAAAGUUCCAGAAGGUGAAAUCUGAAAUUAAUGGAAUUCUUCAUGUAUCAAAUGUUUCUAUUAUUCUAUUCCUUGGUUUGUAGAAUUGUUGUUCUAAACAGGUUGCGAUCUACCUUUUUUUUUUUAAAAAAAUAAUAAUACAAGUUCAGAGAUUGUAAAAGGAAAUGUGCACAUCAGCAUCCUGUUCAUGACAUCUAAUUGUCUAAUCCUAGCUCCUCAUCUUCAGAGAUAAAAUGCAAGGGUUCCUGGUCACUUGGUUCAACAAAUUGAAAUCUGCACACUACAUCACUAGAAAUGCUGGUAGCCAAUUCUCAACAAUCCCAAUAAUUCAAACUAUCGAUCAGUAAAAAGAAUUAAGUCUACAAAUCUUCUGAAUGCUAAAUUGACUCCCCAAAUGGAUCCACCGGAUGGUGGUCGAUAGUAUCAACAAUUUUGCAAUGCUUGUGCGUUCUACUACCAUGAUAAACAAAUUCUUUUCCAAAAUGGUUGAACUGCUAUGUAAAAGCAAUGAAUCAGUUUG
Molecule: messenger RNA, 2524 nt
Organism: Theobroma cacao (cacao)
Lineage: Eukaryota; Viridiplantae; Streptophyta; Magnoliopsida; Malvales; Malvaceae
Product: UNC93-like protein 1
Source: RefSeq, a predicted model, not a curated record